CUGGACCACGAGGAGUAUGCCUGUAGAAAUAUUCUCAACUAGGUAGCGUAGCUCCGUAGCAACGUCGUCGGCUACCAACCCACGAACCAUUUCCCUUCGUUUUCCCGGGCUGGACCUGGACUUUACCAUACGCUACGCGCGAGUCAACACCUGAACCGCCCCCUCCUCCGUCCGACUUCCACAUCGACCAUCCACCUCUCCUCUGGACGUCCCGAAGGAUCUUCACAGAUCAUUCAUUUGAUAUGAUUGAAUCAUAUCCAUCACUCAUUCUCCGAUACCGUCCCUCAAUUACUCGCACAUCAACAAACAUUCACUUUGCCUUCUGAUUCACCCACAUUUUGUACAUUCAGCAAUUCUACUUCGUUUCCACUAAUACUUUUUAUUGUAUCCAUUUCCAAUUCCCAUCUUCCAAGCUUCUGCGCUGUUUGGAGUAAUCAUCACCCCCCCCCACGACCAUUCCCACCUAAACCUCCUCGAAUUCCCGCGCACAUAUUAAUCCUCCAUAGACAAUCAUAACGAUAAUCUGGUGUGCCAUUCAUAGCGACGAGGGGGGAGUGGAGUGGAACUGGCGGGAGCUAAACCAUAGUGAUUGGGCCGGCGCAUCUUCUAGAGGACAUCUUCAUACAAUACCGCCAUCAUGUCGAAUUCAACUUUCUCCCUACCUACCAGCACGACAAUGUCUGCAACGCCUACCGAGACCAGUGCUGUGCCCACUGCCGUCCGGUCGGGCGCUCCUGGCUCGGCUCAGAACUCUCAAGGAAUCAGUCUCCUAACCUUUGUGACGGCCUUGGUCUCGUCGUUGGUCAUUUUCGGCGUUCAGAUGUUCUUGUUUAUUCUUCUGAAAAACAAGCUUGCGCGUAUUUUGUGAGUCUUCCUAUGUCAUGACUGCAUUUCUACCGUUUGAUUUCCUUGACUUUGGCUAAUGUAAAGUAGCAAACCAAAAACUUAUUUAGUGCCUGAACGAGAACGGACCGAAGCCCCUCCUGGAACGCCUUGGGGGUGGCUGUUUGCAAUUUUCCGAUUUCGAGACCGAGAGAUUAUCAACAAAUGCGGUCUGGAUGCCUAUUUUUUCCUCCGUUAUCUUCAAACCCUCGUCUUUAUUUUCAUACCCUUGGCGGUCAUUCUGCUCCCCAUCCUACUUCCGUUGAACUACAUGGAUGGUAGAGGAGGGCGUUAUGCUUUGGAAAAUGGCAACUCGACAGACUCAAAAUUCGCAAAUGUCACAGGAUUGGAUCAGGUUGCUUGGGGGAAUGUCAGACCUACGCACACUGGGAGGUAUUGGGCACACUGCAUCCUAGCAUUGGUGGUGAUUGUUUGGGUCUGCGCCGUGUUCUUCAAUGAAUUGCGGGUCUAUAUAAAAGUCCGCCAGGAUUAUCUUACGUCUGCUGAACAUCGGUUAAGAGCCUCUGCUACAACGGUACUUGUAAGCUCUAUUCCACGGAAAUGGCUUUCAAAAGAAGCCCUUGCUGGUCUCUAUGAUGUCUUCCCCGGCGGAAUCCGAAAUAUCUGGAUAAACCGGAAUUUUGAUGAGUUACUAGAUAAGAUUCAUGAACGAGAGCAGGUUUUUAAUCUGCUGGAGACCGCCGAGACGGAGCUUGUGCGAAAAGCUAAAUUGGCCCAAAAGAAACAACUAGAAAGAGAUGAGAAGAAGGCUAGGCGUGAUCAGAGGAGCAAGAAUCCGACCAAAGAGGAGAAAGAUAGAAGACUAAGAUGGGAGAACGAAGCUGCGGAAAGAUUGGCCCAAAGCGAUGGCGGAACGACCACUGGUCACCCAGACCAAGUGCCUCACACAUUCGACGAUGCUAUAGAUGAGGAGCUUCAACGAACUGCGAAUGAGGAGAGAUCUGGAAGAGUGAAAGUUCCUAUCCCCAUCAUAGGCAAUGGACUGGCUGCUGUUGGACAUGGUCUUGGCGCCCUUGGACAAGGAAUAGGGAAGGGAAUUGGUGCCGCAGGAAAUACUGUGGUUGGUGGGGCUCGUAUUCUCGACGAGAGAAUCGAAACCACGAAUGGAUUUACACACAUCGAUUCAUUUCCUAUUCAAGAGGAUGACGUCUACGAUCAGUAUGGCCGUUAUCGCCCAGCUGUAGAGACACAUGCCAAUCAGGCAUCAGUUCCGGAGAACGAGAAACCACAAGACAAUCGAGCAUCUGUUGAUUCGUCUCAGGAUGGUAGAGGUGCCGCUCAUGGGAUGAUGAGACUUCCUGGGAACACUACACGACAUGUAGCCACCAAUUAUGGCGGGGACGGAGCAAAUGAUGGUGUCAGAGGUGAUGAUUGGUGGAAGUUUUGGCAAUGCCCAUCUGGUGGCUUUGCAUCACCUCUACCGAACGGCUAUGAAGGAGAAGAGUUUCCACUCAAUCAGACAGACGGACUCAAGGAUCACGAAUCUUCUCAUCAAGAACCAAAGGCUGGGGUUUUCGGUAAAUUCCUCAGCAUUUUCGAUCCUCUCAGAAGUGAAAAGGUCACUGCUGUUGAGUAUCCUGUUGCGCACAACGUGGACUACACGGAGAAUGCUGUUGGCGCAGUCUGGCAAAAAUACCUCAAGGAAAAGGACCGGCCAACCCAUAGACUUUCUCGCUUCAAAUGGACCCCUGUAUGGUUCCCUGCACUCCCCCUUAUCAACAAGAAAGUCGAUACCAUCUACUGGUGUCGUGGCGAGUUGGCGCGGCUGAACUUGGAAAUCGAGAUGGACCAGAAGCAGCCAGAGAGGUUCCCUCUAAUGAACUCCGCCUUUAUACAAUUUAGUCAUCAGGUAGCUGCCCAUAUGGCAAGCCAAGCAGUUACCCAUCAUAUUCCCAAGCAAAUGGCGCCCAGAACUGUGGAAGUGUCGCCAAAUGACGUUCUUUGGGACAAUAUGUCUAUAAGUUGGUGGGAAGCCUGGCUACGGACCGCCGCUGUUUUUGUUAUCGUAGCAGGCAUGAUCAUACUUUGGGCUAUUCCGGUUGCCUGGACUGCAACACUUUCUCAACUUGCUGCAUUAGCAGACGAAUAUGUAUGGUUGUCCUGGCUUAACGAAAUUCCAGAUAACGUUUUGAAGGCUGUUGCCGGUGUGUUGCCUGCGGCUGUACUUGGGCUUUUGCUGGUCAUUGUGCCAAUAAUCCUGGGCUACUUGGCUCAACUUCAAGGUGCUCAAACUGGCAAAGAAAAGCAACGAUCGGUUCAGAAUUAUUACUUUGCCUUUUUGUUUGUUCAAGUUUUCCUCAUUGUCUCUAUCUCCGGGGGUAUCACAAACAUACUUGCCGCAUCCGCCAAGGACAUCACGUCGAUUCCGGAAACCUUGGCCACUCAACUCCCAAAGGCAGCAAACUACUUCUUCUCUUACAUGAUUCUACAAGCCUUGUCUACGGCUUCCGGUACAUUAUUGCAAGCUUUUACACUCUUGCUUUGGUACAUACUUCCCAAAUUAUUCGACAGUACCGCUCGACAAAAGUGGAUACGAAAUACAACUCUACCAAAAGUGACCUGGGGAACCCUUUUCCCAGUUUAUACCAACUUUGCAUGCAUUGCACUCAUCUACAGCAUUGUUGCACCAAUCAUUAUCAUAUUCGCCCUCAUCACUUUUAGUCUCCUAUGGAUUGCGCACAGAUACAACAUGCUCUAUGUCGUUCGAUUUCAAUUGGAUACUGGUGGGUUGCUCUACCCACGAGCUAUUAAUCAAACGUUCACCGGUCUAUAUGUUAUGGAGAUCUGCAUGGUUGGUUUGUUCUUCUUGGUUCGUGAUGAGAAGGGGAGGACUUCUUGCUUUAAACAAGCAAUCAUCAUGAUCGUAGCCAUCUUUCUUACAGUCAUCUACCAAUUUCUCCUCAACAAGUCAUUUGGGCCAUUGUUUCAACACCUGCCCAUCACUUUCGAGGAUGAGGCUGUUUUGCGCGAUGAAGCUUUCCAACGUGCUCAAGCUCGUCGUCUUGGACUUGUUGAGGAAGAAGAGGAUGUAGAGCAAGGACCAAAAGAGAACGAGGGUAUCGAAUUGUCAACAAUUAAUAAGCGCUCUCACGGCAGCGUAUUGGCCAAAUUGAACCCUGUAAACAUUGUACAGGGAGCCGGUAACUGGGCAAUGAAGUCUGGUCGAGAAAUCAAAACCAAGACCCUUGGCCAGCUCGACGGGAGCCAGGCUCCAGUGCGAAGACGCAGACACAGGGAUGCAGAGGCACGAGCCAAGAUUGCUGACGCAUUAUAUGGAGGCAUCAACGACGACAUUGAAGACUUGACCCCAGAGGAACGAGAUAUCCUCGUCCGACAUGCCUUUCAGCAUUAUGCGCUCCGAGCACGCCGGCCGAUCGUGUGGAUUCCACGAGAUGAUACGGGAGUGAGUGACGAUGAGAUUAAGCGCACGAGGGACUUUGCCGGUGGGAAUAUUUGGAUCAGUAAUGUGGGAGCGGCGUUGGAUGGGAAGGCUCGAGUGGUGUACGGCAGGAAUCCUCCGGAUUUCUCGGAGAUUGAUAUUAUUAAUUUGUAGAUUUUCUCUUUGUGUCCCUUUUUUUUCCCCUUCUCAUCCCAGUUGAGAUGAAGGAUGAAGGAGAAUGGAGAAGGCAGCUGAACAUACUACGCUUUUGGGUACAUACAGAACUUUGAGUGUUCUUGUUCUUGUUUUGUUUGCUUAGGGUGCAUUAUUGAGGAGACGUCUUUUCUUAUAGAUCUCUUCAUCUUUGUAUUCUUCCUUCUUUUUUUUAGCGAGCGGCAUUGGAUCAUGGAGUUUAGAAUGAAUGAGUGGUUGAUUAAUGAUACCAAUAGUAUAGAUUAUGAAAAUACCUAGACCCU
Messenger RNA from Hymenoscyphus albidus, 4758 nucleotides. The record is from the annotation of a GenBank genome assembly. Lineage: Eukaryota; Fungi; Ascomycota; Leotiomycetes; Helotiales; Helotiaceae.